This is a messenger RNA of Symbiodinium necroappetens, 1188 nucleotides long. NCBI's taxonomy places the organism in Eukaryota, Dinophyceae, Suessiales, Symbiodiniaceae. The record is from the annotation of a GenBank genome assembly.
AUGGCCGACCAGGACAUCGCACGCUCCUGGCUUGGAAGUUUCUCCCUGGCCUUGGAAACCCGUGACUACGAUGGGCUCUCAAAGCUGUUUGCCGAGAGUUGCGCGUGGCGAGAUCUGCUCUCCUUCACCUGGGACCUCCAGACUACGGAAGGCAAGAGGCCCAUCCUCGAGAUGGUGUCAUCCGUUCUGGACCGUGUGAAGCCACACAGCUGGGUCCUCACAAGAGUGACCGAUGCAGAUGGGAUCAUCACCGCUCAGUUCGUGUUCCAGACGGCCUGUGCACGCUGCAUUGGGCAGAUGAAGCUUCGCGACGGCCUCUGCUGGACCUUGCUGACCGCUGCCCAAGCACUCCAUGGGCACGAAGAAAAGCGAGGGCUCUCCAGGGAACUAGGUGGGCAUCCGAAGGCCAUGCGGCGGCCCGCAUUGCCGCCAGCGUGCGCAGAGCCUGACCCCUUCGUCGUGAUCGUCGGGGGCAGCCAAUGUGGGGUGACUCUGGGGGCCCGGCUGAAGCAGCUCGGAGUGCCCAGCAUUGUCCUUGAGCAGAACGACCGACCAGGGGAUGCCUGGCGCCAUCGCUACGACUCCUUGCGCCUGCAUUUCCAAGUCUCGUACUGUGAGUUCCCUUACCUGCCCUUCCCAGAUCACUGGCCGAAGUACCUCACGAAGGACCAGAUGGCGGACUGGAUCGAUACUUAUGCAAGCCUGAUGAACGUUGAUUUGUGGACCCGCUCCCGCUGCGUGAAAGCGGAAUGGGACAAGGUGAAGAACAGUUGGACCGUGCAUGUUGAGAAGGACCACACACGUGUGCAGCUGCAGCCACGACACCUGGUUAUCGCAACAGGCCUGAAUGGCACUGCCCACAUUCCGAAACUCCAGAAUCAGGAGACAUUCGCAGGAGUCACCAUGCACUCCUCGCAGUAUGUCUCAGGCGCAUCCCAAGAAGGCAAGAAGGUCGUUGUCGUGGGAUCUGGCACUUCAGCCCAUGACAUCUGCCAGGACUUGUGGGAGCACGGUGCGGAUGUGACCAUGAUUCAGCGCAGCCCCACACCAAUCACCAAAGUCAGCACCCAUCAGAAGGUUUGCCUGCAGCGGCUCUACUCAGAAGAAGCAAGAGCCGGCGGGAUGAGUACGGAAGCGGCUGACUUGGAGUUUAUGUCAACGCCUUACCGACUCUCGGCUCCCCAGUAG